Molecule: messenger RNA, 369 nt
Organism: Colletotrichum graminicola M1.001
Lineage: Eukaryota; Fungi; Ascomycota; Sordariomycetes; Glomerellales; Glomerellaceae
Exons: 2
Coding region: 1-369 (122 amino acids)
Source: RefSeq, a predicted model, not a curated record
AUGGAGGGCAACGAGCGUCUCAAUCUACUCCCGAACCCUAUACCCGUCGUCAAUGACUCGAUCGCCAGCGGUACCCUGAUCACAGUGUUCGGGUCCUACAGCCCCGUGGUCUUGGUGGAGACGACCAUACUCAAUCCUCGAGGCGGGGGGGCACUAUCUUCGGUGCGGUGGCUGGCGCAGGCGGCAUUUCAGAACGGCAUCUUUGAUAACGUCGCCCGGGAGGCGCCGGGCGUCGACACUCGUGUCAUCGUCAACAGCGGCGCCUCGCAGAUCCCGGCCGGCAUGGGCCGCGGUGACGCGGUAGGUGCCGUCUUGCGCGUUCACACGCUGGGCUGGCGUAAUAUGUACUACUGGUUGCCAAGUAGAUAA